CGACAUAAUUUUUUGAGCAACUUAAAAUGCUCGAGACUGCGCGUGGCGAGUGAAACUGCUGGCACAGUAGAGCGUUUACGAAGGGGUCUGCCAGCCCAAAUGAAGGUGUUGGCAUAAUGGCCUCUUUGGUAGCUUAUGAGGAUUCUGACACUGAAGAUGAAUCUACAACACAGGAGGGAACAAUUCAUCAAAACUCAGAGAGUGACUUUGGCGCAGAAAAUUCCCUUGGCCAACAUGGAGCCAUUGAAUUCGGUCCCACAGAUCCUCAUGAGUCUUCUCUCAGCCCUCAAGGUGGCGGACAAGAUGGGCAGGAAUCCAGAUCACUCUGGGAGUUUUGCUACAGUCCUUGGAUUCAGCCAGAUGGUACUCAGGAUGGCGUUGCAGUAGUGAGGUCCCUGCCUCAAACAGCUCAGGGUUCUAGCUGUGUGGGUCCUCCGAAGAGGCCUCUCAAAGAGACCCCAAUGACUGGUAUCAGGCCUUACGUUCCUAAAAGGCAAAGGCUGUCUCAGCAAGUGGCGGCGAGCUCAGAGGGCGAUAUUCAAGGGGAUGGGUCCGUUAUCUCAGGGACAGGCUCCAGACUGCUCACCGAAGUGUCCGAAAUCAUUAGUCCAUUUCUGAGGCGGAAGUCCACUGGGACGGAGCUGCCCAGGCGUGUGCGGCUGCGUGUCCAGGCCCACCAGGGCCCAGUCAACACAGUCCAGUGGUGCCCAGUGCCCCAUUUCAGCCAUCUCCUCCUGUCUGCCUCCAUGGACCUCACUGCCAAGGUUUGGGAUGGUGCGGGUAGUGGGUGGUGCCUGUUCACCAGCUCCGCCCAUAGUGGGGCUGUGCGUGAUGCCAGUUGGAUGCCCUGCGGAAGACGCUUCCUGACUGGCUCCUUUGACAACUCGGCCAUCGUGACAGAUGUGGAGACAGGCCAGGUGGUGGUUAAAGUGGGGAACCAGUUUAAAGUGACCUGUUUGACUGUGCAGCCCAGUGACCCCAAUAUUUUCCUGUGUGGAGGCUUCAGCCCAGAAGUCAAGGCUUGGGACAUCAGGACCUGCAAGGUGGUUAGAAGCUACCAGGCUGGGAUCCAGCAGACUCUGGACAUCUUGUUCCUGCCAGGGGGAAAAGAGUUUGUGACAAGCAGCGACUCCGUCAGCCGGGACUCAGCCGAUCGCACUCUCAUCGCGUGGGAUUUCCAGACCACCGCCAAGGUCUCCAAUCAGAUCUUCCAUGAGCGCUACACCUGCCCCAGUAUGGCUCUUCACCCCCAGGGAGAUGAGUUUGUAGCGCAGACCAAUGGCAACUACAUGGCACUGUUUUCGGCUCGAAGGCCAUACAGAAUGAACAAGAGGAAGCGCUAUGAAGGACACAGGGUGGAGGGCUAUGCUGUGGGCUGUGAGUUCUCAGCUGAUGGGACGGUGCUGCUGUCAGGCAGCUCCAGUGGGUCACUCCACUUCUAUGACCAGCAGAGCUCCCGGCAGCUGCGGCUCCUACAUGCGCACCAGCAGGCCUGUGUGUGCGCCAGCAUGCACCCUGUCCUGCCCGCCGUCAUGGCCUCCUGUGACUGGGGCGGGGAGCUCUGUAUCUGGCACUGACGGGCGUGGUGGGGGUGGGGCUGGGGGGGAUACACAAGACCUGCUGGGCCGCAGAACCAGAAACCAGCUUCGCUUCACACGUUCCCCCCCUGGCAACUCCCAAGACGGCCUUGCACCACUCUGGGUAUCUGAAAGUCAGCCAGCCAGCCUCGCCAUUCCUUCCAUGGGGCCGGCUGCCGACAUUCUGGGGAAUAUGGCCCUCCCAGUAAGUGAGAGAGAACACGCCCCCCGUGUCAAAACCAUUCUUGUUUAUAAUGAUGUGCAUUGAAGGCUAAGAAGCCAUAGAUUCCUGGGGCAAACCUCCUACCCUCAGAUUUGUUGAGGUUAGUUAGCUCUAAUGGUGAUUGUCCAUUGUUUGUAAUACAACUGACGCAAAAUGUUUUUUGGAGAGCAAAUAAUCAAAUGGGAAAAUGAAGAGAGGUUUGGGCAAUGUCCUCUGACCUGUGACCUUAAUUGGAUCAUUGUAUGAUACCAGGAAAAAAAAGGCAAGAAUAACUGUAUUUACCAAGUUACUGAUAUAUUAAAUUUAAAAAAGUUACAUUAAUUAAGUCAAAUUUUCAGCAAUGCAAUAGCUUUAAAAAAACCUAUACAUGCAGCCAGCAACUUCUGUAUUCAGAAGUUUAACCAAUGUGCAUCAGGAGUUGUACAUUUUGGCACAGAUUGAAUAGUUGUGCAUUCCCUUAACACGUGAAAGACACUUUACAGUAUAUGGAGCAUGACAAGCAGAACUAUGUUAAAAGGUAACUUUCGAAGGACUUUUUCAAAAAUUGUCUUAGCCCAGUGCUCUAACAUAUAAAAGUAGUCAAGGCACGUUACAAAGAUCAAAGCAAGCUUUGUUAAUUAACAUUUCAAAGGGUAAAUUGUGAUGCCUUUGUAAGUUUAUCAAAAAUAAUGAAUAUGCAGGCAUAUCUGCCAUAUGCAGACACUGACCUAAUUGUGGAACAAAUCAACUGGCUCUCCUUUUUAUUUAUUUUUUUUAGGCUUGACUCACCAUAGAAUCGUCAACUUCAGUUACAUGCUGAGCUGACAAGUAAGACAAGGAAAUGGCUGGAAUGCAAAGACCAGAGAGAACAUUCUGCUUUCUGUCCUUGUAUGAUUAGCGCAAGGAAGGUUGAAUGUAGCAAAUCGGGAAGUAAUUCCCUCCUUCAUCACUUGGACUGCAUGUGAAAAACUGAGGAGGCUUCAAGGUUGAUGUGGCACCAGAGUCAUGGGGGAGGAUGUCUGGUGUUAUUUCAAGAAAUGUAACAUGCCCCCCCCCCAAGUUCAGCUGUACUCCAUACUAUAUUUACAGAUACAGGGAACAUAACAAAGAUACUUUUGACACCACUGCAACUCUGGUAUUACAGAUUUUACUUAACAUUUAACUUCU
Messenger RNA from Paramormyrops kingsleyae, 2946 nucleotides. NCBI's taxonomy places the organism in Eukaryota, Metazoa, Chordata, Actinopteri, Osteoglossiformes, Mormyridae. The record is from RefSeq and is a predicted model, not a curated record.